Molecule: messenger RNA, 1005 nt
Organism: Solanum verrucosum
Lineage: Eukaryota; Viridiplantae; Streptophyta; Magnoliopsida; Solanales; Solanaceae
Product: endoglucanase 11-like
Exons: 5
Coding region: 1-1005 (334 amino acids)
Biological process (GO): carbohydrate metabolic process
Molecular function (GO): hydrolase activity, hydrolyzing O-glycosyl compounds
Source: RefSeq, a predicted model, not a curated record
AUGUGUUGGAAGUUCUUGAUGUCUAGUAAAGCUGGUCAUAAUGCACCUGUAUUUGAGAAGUACCAGCAGAAAGCAAAGAACUUUAUGUGUUCACGUCUUGCAAAGGGUGACAGAAAUACCCAGAAAACUCCUGGAGGUCUCAUCUAUAGGCAAAGAUGGAACAAUAUGUAUUUUGUUACUAGUGUUGCAUUCCUUGGCACUACUUAUUCUGACUAUUUGGCCUUUGUUGGUAAAUACCUCAAGUGUUCUUCUGGUUCUGUUUCUCUGAAUGAGCUUCUCUCAUUCUCUAAGUCUCAGGUGGACUACAUUCUUGGUGACAACCCGAGAGCAACAAGUUACAUGGUGGGAUAUGGAAACAAUAACCCAAGUCAAGGAAAUGGAGUAUUCUUAGGUCAUAUUGUAUCUCACGAAGGAAUAAAGGCUGAUUUUCAAAAGAUAGAGGCCCUGAAUAAUUUUCCAAGACCUACAACCCCUAUGGAGAUCGAUAGUUUUCUUGGAUUGCCAGAUAAUUACAGAAGGUUCAUUGAAGGAUUCUCUUCCGUUGAUGCACCCUUAACAAAGCUAACACACAAAGAAACCAAGUUUCAGUGGAAUGAUGCAUGUGAAAGAAGCUUCCAAGAGCUGAAGAAUAAACUAAAUUUCUACACUUAUAGUGGUACUUCCAGAAGGCAUGGAACGCAUGGUAAAGUAAUAGUUUAUGGCUCAAGGAAGCUGCGGCCACAUGAACAAAUUUAUCCAACCCAUGAUCUAGAGCUAGCAGCAAUUGUAUUUGCAUUAAAGAUAUUGCACCACUACUUGUAUGGAGUUCAUGUUGACAUAUAUAUUGAUCAGAAGAGUUUGCAAUAUAUCUUUAAGCAAAAGGACCUGAAUCUGAGGCAUUCAAGGUUGCUUGAGUUAUUCAAAGAUUAUGACAUUGAUAUUUUGUAUCAUCUUGGGAAAGCAAAUGUGGUAGUCGUAAGACGAUUGCAAGAACUUAUGGGCAAUCCACUGGAAGACAAGAGAUAA